CCGCGCGCCGUUUCGGACUGAGCUCAACCAAGGGCAGCCAGGGGGUCUCUGCUAGGGGGAAGGGGACGUUACUCCCAGGCAGGAGUUUAAAAAUAAAGUAAGUAUGCUAACGUUGACUAAAACAGCAGGACUUUUUCCUAAAUCAUCAAAAAGGAAAAUUCACAAAUUUUUAAGAAGUCUUUAUUAUCCCAGAGAACGUUUUUUUCAUGGAGUAGUCCUGGGAAUUGAGACCAGUUGCGAUGAUACAGCAGCUGCAGUGGUGGAUGGCAGUGGACAUGUACUGGGAGAAGCAAUACAUUCCCAAACGGAAGUUCAUUUAAAAACAGGUGGGAUUGUACCUCCAGUAGCUCAACAGCUUCACAGAGAAAAUAUUGAACGAAUAGUGCAACAAGCUCUCUCGGCCAGCCAAGUAUCUCCAAGUGAGCUCUCAGCAAUCGCAACGACCAUAAAGCCAGGACUUGCUCUAAGCCUGGGAGUUGGCUUAUCCUAUAGCCUACAGCUGGUACAUCAGCUUAAAAAGCCCUUCAUUCCCAUACAUCAUAUGGAGGCUCAUGCACUCACUAUCAGAUUGACCAAUAAAGUAGAAUUUCCUUUCUUAGUUCUUUUGAUUUCGGGAGGUCACUGUCUCUUAGCAUUAGUUAGAGGAGUUUCAGAUUUUCUGCUUCUUGGAAAGUCUUUGGACAUAGCACCGGGUGACAUGCUUGACAAGGUAGCAAGAAGACUGUCUUUAAUGAAACAUCCAGAGUGCUCAACCAUGAGUGGCGGGAAGGCCAUAGAACAUUUGGCUAAACAAGGAAAUAAACUCUGCUUUGACAUCAAACCACCCAUGCAGCGUGCCAAAAAUUGUGAUUUUUCUUUUUCUGGACUUCAACACGUUAUUGAUAAGAUAAUAAUGCAGAAAGAAAGAGAGGAAGGCAUUGAGAAGGGGCAGAUACUGUCCUCGGCCGUAGACAUCGCCGCUGCUGUGCAGCACACGACAGCCUGCCACAUCGCUAAGAGGACACAUCGAGCCCUUCUGUUUUGCAAGCAGAGAGACUUGUUGCCUCAGAAUGAUGCAGUACUGGUUGUAUCUGGAGGUGUUGCAAGUAACUUUUAUAUCCGAAAAGCUCUGGAGAUAGUAGCAAAUGCAACCCAAUGCACUUUGUUGUGUCCUCCUCCCAGGCUGUGCACUGACAAUGGAGUGAUGAUUGCAUGGAAUGGUAUUGAAAGAUUGCGUGCUGGCUUGGGCAUUUUACAUGAUGCAAAAGACAUCCGCUAUGAACCAAAAUGUCCUCUUGGAAUAGAUAUAUCGAAAGAAGUUGGAGAAGCAGCCAUAAAAGUACCAAGAUUAAAAAUCAACAUUUAAUUUUUGGUUUUUUAAAAAAAGCCCUAAAGGGGAAGAAUCACACCCAGUUACCACUAUGAGCAUGGUGCUCUAGGACCACCCUCCUGUUCACUGGACAUCAUGUGAUGCAGGGGGUUGAAUCUGGGGUUCCUGUAUGUGGAACAUGUGCCGCAACUCACUGAUCACUGAGCCGUCUCUUCAGUUCCUCAUUUGAAGUUUUAAGAAAUAAUGAUAUACAAGUAAUCUCUCAAAUAAUGUGUAUAUAUUUUUAGUUGACUGUAAAUGGUGACAUUCAUUAUUUUAGAAAUUAUAUUUAACUGGUUAAAAUAAAUUAAGAUAUAAAAGGUUGGCUUGGGGAUGGU
This is a messenger RNA of Sorex araneus (European shrew), 1686 nucleotides long. RefSeq names its product O-sialoglycoprotein endopeptidase like 1 (gene OSGEPL1). The coding region runs from base 104 to 1345 and encodes 413 amino acids. The transcript has 9 exons. The record is from RefSeq and is a predicted model, not a curated record. NCBI's taxonomy places the organism in Eukaryota, Metazoa, Chordata, Mammalia, Eulipotyphla, Soricidae. Gene Ontology annotation, biological process: tRNA threonylcarbamoyladenosine modification. Gene Ontology annotation, cellular component: mitochondrion.